This is a messenger RNA of Rotaria sp. Silwood1, 954 nucleotides long. Lineage: Eukaryota; Metazoa; Rotifera; Eurotatoria; Philodinida; Philodinidae. The record is from the annotation of a GenBank genome assembly.
AUGAGUCAAGAUCAAAAUAUGCACAAUCCACCUUAUUCACCACAAGAAGGUUACCAACCGUAUCCAGCUCCACAACCAGUUGGAUAUGUACCUUAUCCAACUCAACCACCAGUCGGAUUUGUACCUUAUCCAGCUCAACAACCAACUGGAUAUAUACCGUGUCCAACUCAACCCGGUGGUGUCUAUAGUCAAAAUGAAAUCUCAUUUCAACCGCCUCCUGUAUUACCACGUCCAGACUUGGCUAAAAAUGAUGAACAAGGUGAAGUUCAAUGGGGAAAUUUUAGUGGUCUUGAAAGCAAAGAAAUUCGUCGUGUAUUCAUUCGAAAGGUUUAUUUUAUUCUUAUGAUUCAAUUAGCAAUUACAUUUGGUCUUAUUGCAUUAUUUCAAUUUACACCAACGAUUUAUCAAUACGUACGAAGUCCGAAUGGUCAUUGGCUUUAUUUAGCAUCAUAUGUUACUUUUUUCGUUACUUAUAUUGCAUUGGUUUGUUCAAAAAAUGCAGGACGCAGAUUUCCACUAAAUCUUAUUUUACUCGGCAUUUUGACAUUAUCAAUGGGUUACAUGAUGGGUAUGAUAGCAGCACAUUAUGAAAUUGAAUCAAUAUUAAUUGCUGUUGGUAUAACAGCAUUUGUUUGUUUUGGUGUUACAUUAUUUUCAUUUCAAACAAAAUAUGAUUUUACAUCAUGUGUCGGAAUCUUAUGGAUUAUGUCAUUGGCACUUUUAGCUUUUGGAAUUGUUUGUAUUUUUACUUAUUCAAGAUUAUUGUAUACAAUAUAUGCUGGUCUUGGAGCUGUAGCUUUUUCAAUUUUCUUGGCUGUUGAUACACAAUUAAUUAUGGGUGGAAAACGACAUGAAAUAAGUGCUGAAGAUCAUGUUUUUGCAUCACUUAUGCUUUAUAUUGAUGUUAUGUAUAUAUUUUUAUACAUUCUUACUUUGUUUGGCAAUCGAAAAUAA